Fusarium fujikuroi IMI 58289 is the source of this 534-nucleotide messenger RNA. RefSeq names its product related to POP5 Protein required for processing of tRNAs and rRNAs. The coding region runs from base 1 to 534 and encodes 177 amino acids. The record is from RefSeq and is a predicted model, not a curated record. Gene Ontology annotation, biological process: tRNA 5'-leader removal. Lineage: Eukaryota; Fungi; Ascomycota; Sordariomycetes; Hypocreales; Nectriaceae. Gene Ontology annotation, molecular function: ribonuclease P RNA binding. The transcript has 2 exons. Gene Ontology annotation, cellular component: ribonuclease P complex.
AUGGUGCGCAUAAAGGAGAGGUAUCUCCUUGUCAACAUUGUUUACCUGCCAGACCCUGCAAAGGCUGCAAAAUCAGAUUUGCCAGACUUUGUUCUUAACCAUCAACCAACCAUCGAAAAGCUCACUCCUGGUGCUCUUAUCAGGGGUAUCAGAGCUGAAGUCGCGUCGCUUUAUGGCGAUUGUGGAUCUGGAGCUUUAAUGAGCUGCUCAGUAAAAUACUUGUCCCUAGCAACCUCGACUUUCAUCUUACGAUGUUCAAGGGCUCACUAUCAAAUGCUCUGGUCAACAUUGACCUUUAUGGAUCACGUUCCCGUCAAAGACGGAAGGCCGUGUAUAUUCCGCGUUGUACGCGUCAGUGGGACAAUCCGCAAAGCUGAGGAAGAAGCUAUUCGUCAGGCCAAGAGACUCAUCCUUGCCGCAAAGGAAGAUACGGACUCCCAGUCUUCUCUCAGCCUUUCGCUACGUAAUCAGGACGAAAUGGUUCUGGACGUCAACGACGCGUCGAGUGAUGAAGAAAUGGAUGAUGAGGAUUGA